Messenger RNA from Staurois parvus, 312 nucleotides. Lineage: Eukaryota; Metazoa; Chordata; Amphibia; Anura; Ranidae. The record is from the annotation of a GenBank genome assembly.
GUGUCCGGACUGGAAGGGGGGGAAAGUGUCCGGACUGGAAGGGGGGGAAAGUGUCCGGACUGGAAGGGGGUGAAAGUGUCCGGACUGGAAGGGGUGAAAGUGUCCAAACUGGAAGGGGGGGUGAAAGUGUCCGGACUAAAAGGGGGUGAAAGUGUCCGGACUGGAAGUGGGUGAAAGUGUCCGGACUGGAAGGGGGUGAGAGUGUCCGGACUGGAAGGGGGUGAGAGUGUCCGGACUGGAAGGGGGGGAAAGUGUCCGGACUGGAAGGGGGGGAAAGUGUCCGGACUGGAAGUGGGUGAAAGUGUCCGGACU